Messenger RNA from Xyrichtys novacula (pearly razorfish), 2289 nucleotides. The record is from the annotation of a GenBank genome assembly. Lineage: Eukaryota; Metazoa; Chordata; Actinopteri; Labriformes; Labridae.
AUGUUUAACUCGGUGAAUCUGGGCAACUUCUGCUCCCAGACGCGCAAAGACCGGACAUCCGAGUUUGGGGACAGGACGGGCUGCGCGUCCAACAUCUACCUCCCCAGCUGCACCUACUACGUCCCCGAGUUUUCUGCCGUUUCCUCGUUCCUUCCGCAGGCCCCGUCCCGGCAAAUCAGCUAUCCUUAUUCCACAAAUCUCUCUCAAGUACCGCAAGUACGGGAAGUUUCCUACGGCUUGGACCCUGCUAGUAAAUGGCACAGAAGCAAUUAUGCAUCGUGCUACUCGGGAGAGGAUCUGGUGCAUAGAGACUGUCUACCACCAUCCACCAUGACAGAAAUGCUCAUGAAGAACGAGAGUGUGUACAGCCACCACCAUCACCAUCACACCCACCCGGGCUCCAAUCACCCCUCCACAGGUUUUUACUCCGGCGUGGGGAAAAACAACGUCCUCCCGCAAGGUUUCGACCGCUUUUUCGAGACGGCGUACUGCAGCAGCACGGACAAUCAGUCAGACAAUUGUUUACAAAAGGGCGAGGGGGGAAAGCUGGAAAGCGACUCCCAGCAGCAGCAACAACAGCAACCCACAGCUUCGGUACCCGGAGCUCCGGAGCAGGAAAAAGACCCAGAGGAUGAGGAGGAACAUACAAAUUCGGGCUCGUGUACUUCUUCCUCCGCAACAACCAAGGACGGCACCGCCAGCAAGAGCAGCCACUCCAGUAGGUAUACCGAGCUGUAAAAUGGGGGAAGGUUAAGGGGACUAGCCCGGUGUUUUGUCGGUCAGAUUUUAUGUGGAGUUUUAUAAGCAUUCAAAGGAUUUUAUUAUAACCCUACAAAGCUCUUUCUUGCAACGAGAAGAAUUUUUACGAUGGGAAAGCGCUUUGAAAAAAGGGGGAUGUUAUACACAGACGCCUCUAUGGUGAGAGUCUGUGAAAUUUUUAAGAGAGAGCUAUUGUGACAAAUGUUAACUUUGAUCAUGAACUUGCGUUGGGCAUUUUAAGGGAUUUUCUCGUUGCGCUGUCGAGAGUAAAAACCAAUUGGGCAGAACAUUGCUUUUGGCGUCUUGUGAAUUUUCUUUUUAGCACAGGAAAAAAAGACGAGCUCCGAGUAUUAGAGAAUUUACGGUUAAACGCAUCUAUCUAUCUAUCUAUCUAUCUAUCUAUCUAUCUAUCUAUCUAUCUAUCUAUCUAUCUAUCUAUCUAUCUAUCUAUCUAUCUAUCUAUCUAUCUAAUGUUAUAAAUGAAUGAAGGGGGGAAGGAUUUUGCCUCCAUAUAUAGGAAGAAUAAAUAGGAUACAAAUGAUGCCAUUUCUUUAUAGGCUAUAUGCUCAAUCCAUUUAGCUUGCCUUUAGCAUCCCAUACCAUUACCUGUGAUUUGUAUGCAUGCAAAUAAGCAUAGCUGUUAUCUUUAUUUACUCUACAGGUAGGAAAAUUAUAAUUUUUGUUUAAUGCUAAUAUUACUCAGCUUCUAUGUAUGUAAAGCCUCGAGCUUAUUGGCCCAGACUGGCUGUAGAUACAAGCUAACUGAGGCUGGAGUUUGCCUCUUUUCUUAAGGAGAAAAAAAUAAACAAUAAAAAAAUCCCCAGUCACCUGUUUGAUAAGAGGUUACAGGGCCACGGAGGUCUGCAAAGGCCAGUCUUUUAAACACGGUCAACGCAUUUCAAGUCAGUGCCAGAAGAUUGUGUAAAUAGUUAGUUUAGCUCCAGGGGAAUGUGUUGCACAUAAUGCGCUGAAAUACUUCUGUUGUUGUAUAUUUAUAACAGAUAAACACGUACUUAGAGGCUGUAAGUUGAUAUUAUUUCCAUGCAAGCGAUUCGGAUAUUUAACACUCUUUAUGGCCGGUUUAUCUGAUAGCCUCAGCCACUUUGCCUGAUGAAUGCUGUCUGAAAUGUUUUCAUUACUAACGCCACUGAAACGGAAUUCUUUGCAUAUUGCAAGUCUGAGAGCUUGACUUAAUUUUCUCUUAUUUUCCCACUUAUGUAAUUACUUUUAAUCAUGUGACGCUGUUAUCUCCUCUGGUUUUACUCCUAAUUCUUUCAUUUAAUUCUCCUCCAUGCAGGCACUCCUCGUACAAGGAAGAAGCGGUGUCCAUAUUCCAAGUUUCAGAUCCGAGAGCUGGAGCGAGAAUUCUUCUUUAACGUUUACAUCAACAAAGAGAAAAGGCUGCAGCUCUCCCGAAUGUUAAACCUCACCGACCGCCAAGUCAAAAUCUGGUUUCAGAAUAGAAGAAUGAAAGAGAAGAAGCUGAGCAGAGAUCGCCUGCAGUACUUCUCUGGAAACCCCCUGUUGUGA